Trifolium pratense (red clover) is the source of this 1201-nucleotide messenger RNA. RefSeq lists its product as uncharacterized. The transcript is spliced from 3 exons. Bases 1 to 1155 code for a protein of 384 amino acids. The record is from RefSeq and is a predicted model, not a curated record. NCBI's taxonomy places the organism in Eukaryota, Viridiplantae, Streptophyta, Magnoliopsida, Fabales, Fabaceae.
AUGGCUUCAGAGUCAAAUUCUUCUUCUUCUGAGGAAGUCUCAUUAGCGUCGACUUCGACUGCUGCAGUCUCGUUCCAUUCCUUGAAAGGAGAGGAAAUCAUAUCGAACAAGUCUAGUGGUGAUACCCUCAAAGACAGUGAGACCACUAUUUCUGAAAAGAUCAUACCAAAGCCUAGUCAAGAUCAACCAGAGCAUCCUAAAUCUGCUGAAACUGAUAGCAGGACCUCUCCUUUCAAGGAAUGGAACGAGACUGCAGCAGUCGAAGUCGACGCUAAUGAGACUUCCUCAGAAGAAGAAGAAUUUGACUCUGAAGCCAUGAAGGAAGCAGAAGCUGGAGGAUCAGAAUUGCUGCCUGAAACUUCAACGUCGAAACUGUCAGCCAGCCUAGGGCUUCCUGAAGAAGAAUUCAUUGCCUUGCAAAUCCAUGAUCCUGAGGCUGCUCUGAAACUUCUGAUUUCCAAGACAACUUCUAAUCCUGUGAGCUCGAGUGGACCCAGUAAUUCGACUGCCUCAGAUUCAGAAAUCAAUUCUUCUGUUCGACAAGAUUCUCUGAUUUCAAAGCUGUACCAGGAUUUCAUUAAUGGAGAUAUCUUGGCAUCAGUGGAGGAGCACCCUGCUAAUGCUUUUAAGCAUAAAUCUUUCUUGAACAAGUUGCAUAAUCCUCAAACUGAUCUCGAAACCUUGGGGAAGGUCAUCCAACUCGAAUCUAUCUUGGACCAAUUUGCUACUACUGUGCAAAAUUUGAAACGCAACUCUCAAAAACUCGCUGGUCAACAGGCCGCUUAUGAUGCAUUAUUCGAGAAAGCCAUGGCUGCCCAGUCGAAAGUUGAUCAAAUGAAAGCGCAAAUUCAACAACCAGGUCUUGGAGUUCAGGAAUGCACCAACAAAAUUUCUAAGUGGGAAGCAGAGAUAGAAUCUCUUCGAGCUGAGAUUGCUGAUCGAGAGAAGAAGAUCCUCGAAGAGAAAGCAAAGCGCUCAAAGAUUGAAGAAGCUGUUGCUGCUACCACUCAAGAAUCUAUUCGAGAGGCUGCGAAGGAAGGAGUGCACGGGAUGCGCUGUACUGAUCUUGCAGAGGUUGGGAAACUUUUGCAAAAAGAAGCUCUCUACACGUGUUAUGCCUUUAUCUGCACACCAGAAGCUAGAUUUACAUUGUAAAAUCUACUCGAAACAACCUGUUAAUUGUUCUGAGCUUAAUUUACAU